Molecule: messenger RNA, 2613 nt
Organism: Hypomesus transpacificus
Lineage: Eukaryota; Metazoa; Chordata; Actinopteri; Osmeriformes; Osmeridae
Product: potassium-transporting ATPase subunit beta-like
Exons: 7
Coding region: 244-1119 (291 amino acids)
Biological process (GO): potassium ion import across plasma membrane; intracellular sodium ion homeostasis; sodium ion export across plasma membrane
Cellular component (GO): sodium:potassium-exchanging ATPase complex
Molecular function (GO): ATPase activator activity
Source: RefSeq, a predicted model, not a curated record
GUUGCAAGAGCACAGGAGAAGGAGAGAGAGGAACAAGAAGACGGAACCUUGAGGACCGUAGAAUAGUGGGAGAGUUUAGGGACCUAAAACACCUCAGACAUCCAGUGGAGGAGAAGUGAAGGACACAUGCUGGAGAAACCUCCUAUGCUCCUCACGUAGAACUGUCAUCAGGUUAGGAAACCACAGUGUUUUGGAGAAGGAUUCGCCGUCGCUGCUUCUGCCCACAUCCCUCCGGUCGUCAUCAUGGCCACCCUGAAGGAGAAGAGGACCUGCGGCCAGCGCUGUGAAGACUUUGGCCACUUCGUCUGGAACUCUGACAAUGGGACAUUUAUGGGCCGAACACCAGUGAAAUGGGUCUACAUUAGUCUGUACUAUGUGGCCUUCUAUGUGGUGAUGACCAGCCUGUUCUGUCUGGCCAUCUGGGUACUGUUGUACACUCUGAGCCCCUACGAACCGGACUACCAAGACCGACUCAUAUCACCAGGGGUGAUGGUGUGGCCAGAUUCAUAUGGAGAGGAUGAUGUGGAGAUCACCUACAAUAUGUCAGACACAUCUUGCUGGACAAAGAAGUCCAACUGCCUCAAACACUUCCUGCACCCCUACAACGAUGAUAUACAGAUGCACACAAACCACUACAACUGCACCAAAGACCAGUACUUCAUACAGGACCAUUUCCUGGCGCCAAAUCACACCAAGUGGUCAUGUCCCUUCACCCAGAGCAUGCUGGGACCGUGCUCUGGCCUGAAUGACACCUCCUUCGGCUACAAGACCUCAAUGCCAUGCGUCAUUAUUAAGAUGAACAGGGUCAUCAACUUUCUCCCAAACAAUGGGACAGGCAUGCCCCCGCAUGUGAACUGCACUGUGCUGAGCGGAAAGGAAAACGUGCACAACAUUGAGUACUUUCCCACCAAUGGAACCCUAGACCUCUCCUACUUCCCCUACUAUGGCAAACUGGCCCAGCCCACCUACAUCAACCCUCUGGUUGCGGUCCGCUUCACUCUAAAGGGUCACAUGACGGCUAAGCUCCAAUGCCGGGUGGAGGCCCACAACAUCGCCUACCAGAAUAUCCACGACCCCAACGAAGGCAAGGUGGUCUUCUACCUCACGGCUGAAAGAUAGGACAACACUAGAAAAUGUGUGUUACUCAUCCAUAUGUAAAGAAUAAAACAAGGAAAAGGGAGGUUUUUCUAACCUGGCAACCCUUCCACCAAAACAUUAAUGAGAAACACUAUGAGGGGUACUGUAACUUCGUAAUGUAAGCAUGACUUGAACUUGUACAAAAGUAAUGCACAUCAAUGAAAAUCUGUGUUAAACUGGGUAUUAUAUAUACUGUAAUACUGAAUGCUUUGCAAUCUAUAAUGAUUUUAACAGUUUUAACAAUUUUCACAUACAUUUGUUUCAUUAUGAAAUUGUAUACAAAGUAGGAAGAGAAUGUAAAAAUACAGACAUUAUAUAUAAAUCAAAAAUUUGUCUUGGUUCACUGAAGUACAGAAAUAUGCAACAUUUCGUGACGUUUCCUGAAUGGAGAACUGUGUGUGCUUCUCUAUCCCCUGGGAUUGACAUGCUAAUAGGAUGAUAAUGAUGAUGAGUUUGUUUAUAUUCCUGCUGACUGCAGGGUCUGUGCUGGUGAUCAGCUUACACGCACCGCACACAAGCAUGUACACACACACAGAGUUGGACACAGAACUCCUCUCCCUCUCCCUCUCCCUCACAGAUAACACCACCCUCUACUGUAGAAGAACAGACAUCUACGCACCUCCAACACUUCCAGACUACAAGAGGGAAAUACAAAAUAUACCUUCAGAAUAACCCUAUCUUUAUUUAUAAAUAUGCACAUAUUUCCCAAAACAUGUCAUACAUCAUGGUAUGAUUGGAUGCAUAUUAUAAUAUAAUAAAAAAUAUAUCAAGAAAAGAAGAGGAAAAUAUAAAAAGACAAAAACCUCUUUGUGCUUGGUGCCCCACCACUUACAUUAAUCUAUAUAUAGACUGUUAGGUAGAUACAUAAAUAUAAACAUCAAUAAAUCCAGUCAGUCUACCGAGCACGUAAUAGUGAACAAUAGAGAUGUAGACAAAUAUUGCGAAGGCAGGAAUUUGACCUGGUAAUAUAUAGUGCCGUCAAUGCUCAACCGUCACUGGAAUGAUACAAAUAAACAAUAUUAAGACAAACAAAAUGAUGAAACAAACAGUAUACAGUAUUAAUUGUCAUAGGAGUGCAAUAAACGCAUAGUAUGCAAAGCCCUGAAAGUAUGUGUGGGUCAGUGUUAUGCCUGGAAUAUUCCGCCACACGUCUCUACAGCUUGACAUUCAAAUACAGCAGAUAGAAAGUUACAUUGGAAUGGAAAGAUGAGUAUUCCUUCAUAUCCUUUUGGGAUGAUGUGGGACAUAUAAAUAUGUUCGGUGUUCAGUAGCCGUAGAAAUUAUGGAAUACAUUUGAACGGGCAGAAUUCUACAGUCAUACAAUUCUGAACUUAUCUCCAUGAUUCAGCAUUUAUAUCUAAAAUUUGGUCCAGGCUAUACAGACUCAUACAACACAAGCAGACUUCUUAGACCUAACAUAUUGCUUUGACCCUAAAUCUAUGCACCAUCAACAUGAUGACACAAAACCAAAACCAC